UAUAGCACGUGAACACUACAUAGCCCCUGACUUAGUACAGCUUGCUUGUUCUUUCCCAUGGAAUUACAGUCGCCGCACAAUGCAUUCGAAGUCGUUAUGGAGUGUUCCAGUUCUUCCAUUGACCCUGAGCAUUUCCUCUCUCCUACAAGCCCAACGCCCUCUCGGGAAACUGUGGGCACCACGAAUGACAACUACCGCACUGGGGAAUGCGAAGACAUCUGUUCUUGCGAGCACUGCAAACCUGAUCCCUUGAACCACAUAAGGGCCAAUCGAAACACGUCGUACUUGGUCUGCGUCAUUGCAGUAAGCCUCGCAAUGUCUAUCGCUAUUGCUGUUUUGAUGAGGCUCUGGCCACCGGCACCAAAAAUCAUCACAUUGCGUUCCUCUUUCGGCCGCAUUCAGACUGUCCAAGCGGAAGUGACACCGGGUGUUCUAGUUUACAAGUUCAUGGGUAUACCUUUUGCUGAACCACCUGUUCGAGAACUACGCUUUGCACUGCCUCGCCCUUGCCUUUUACUCAAAGGAACAAUUCACUGGCCUCGUCAUGCCAGAGUCUGCCCACAAACGACGACGAUACCGCUUCCCACAUGGUUGCACAUCCACGCGGAAGAACUGGACGAAGAUUGUCUCCAGCUGAACAUCUGGUCACCAGAUAUAAACUGUAUGGAUAUCGGACAGCAGUGUGGAAAUCGCACCGUAGUUGUUUUCUUCCACGGUGGCGAGUUCCAGUUCGGGGCGAACAAGCUUUACGACGGUUCAUACUUGGCUGCUAUAGGAGACAUCGUGGUAGUGAUUCCUAACUAUCGCCUUGGAGCACUAGGGUUCGCAAAGGGAGCUCGGCCUCGGGGAAAAGGAAACCUAGGCAUCUACGACCAACUGACGGCAUUGAAGUGGGUCAGGGAGAACAUCGGCUACUUCGGCGGAAACGCUUCCAAAAUCGUGCUGAUGGGUCACGGAAGCGGAGCCACAUCGGUUGGAUACCUUAUGCUGUUUUCCCAGUUAACGAGAUCCGUAGAACGGUUUAUCCUGUUGAGUGGGAGUCCUUUUCGACGUUACAGGGACAACACCAACUUGUCAACAGAAAAUGUGAGGAACUUGGCCGUCGCCACCCGCUGUUCGGAGCGCCAAGUCGUUCUGAAAAUGAACAUAGAAAACCUUCUCGACUGCCUGAAGCGAGUCAAUGCAUCUACCAUAGUAGAACGUUCCGGCAUGCUUGGAAAGCCCACCUUCGUCCCGCAUUUUGCCAGCGAACUCUUGCCAAAACCUCCAGUUCAGCUCGCGCAGAAGCUCACAGUCACACAUAAGCAAAUACUACUUGGGAACGUUGCGGAUGAAGGCAGCUUGGCUAUGCGCAUCCUCACAGCGCUAUACGGAGACAGCGAUAGUCGCACCUUGCAUCCAGUUUUGCAAUCCUUGUUUCGAAUUAUGGGAAUCAUCAAUCCAAAUGCAAUAAUUGAGGAAUAUCAACGCCGAUACCCGUCACAAGUGGAUUAUCUGAGCGCUGCGUACGGUGACGUUGUCUACUACUGCCCGGUGUAUCACUUCGCGCACUCUUUAGCCGUUGAAGGAAACGACGUCUUCGCUUACAUCUUCGAUCACGCUCCGUCCACUCGACGCCGCGGAACGGAUAGAGCAGCUCACUAUGAUGAUGUGGAGUGCAUUUUCGGCAGCAUAUUGGAGAGAGGGAAUUCAUCGCCAACGGGAGCGGAGAAGGAGCUAGCGAAGAGGCUCGUGCUCAUUGUAGCUACAUUCGCAAAAACGGGGCGCCCUCCUACCUCUCCGGGCAGCAUAGAUUGGCCGAAGUUCGUCGCCGGUUUUCCUGUCGUGGCACGAAUUUUUACCGGCAGUUUGCAGUAUAUCAACUUUCCGAGUGCACAUCGUUGCAACAGACUGCGCAAAGCUAUUCUUUAGUGGAACAUCGAGCGUUCAUCGGUUGCACAUCAAUCAUUGCCCAACUUUAUACUUUGAGCACAAGCAAAUCAUAUGAAUAUAUUUGAAAUUUUGUGAUUGUAUUUAUCGAAAAAUCAAUUAAAAGCACUAUCGAAUGUACUAGGACAGGCCCGUAACGCAGUUCCGAAAAUAGGCACGCAUACUGAAUAGCGUCUUGUGUGACAAAAACAAACGGGUGAUGAGUAUCAAAUUAAUUUUAUGGACAACCGAGAAACCGUGCUAAUAUGCAAUCAAAUAACUAGAACCACGUGCAACACAUUGAAAUUGAAAAGCGUUGGACAAAUAAAGCAUUUUUAGCUCU
Molecule: messenger RNA, 2251 nt
Organism: Ornithodoros turicata
Lineage: Eukaryota; Metazoa; Arthropoda; Arachnida; Ixodida; Argasidae
Product: para-nitrobenzyl esterase-like
Exons: 7
Coding region: 58-1911 (617 amino acids)
Biological process (GO): acetylcholine catabolic process; choline metabolic process
Cellular component (GO): plasma membrane
Molecular function (GO): acetylcholinesterase activity
Source: RefSeq, a predicted model, not a curated record